Messenger RNA from Eublepharis macularius, 4385 nucleotides. Its product is annotated as palmitoyltransferase ZDHHC3-like. Lineage: Eukaryota; Metazoa; Chordata; Lepidosauria; Squamata; Eublepharidae. The transcript has 9 exons. The record is from RefSeq and is a predicted model, not a curated record. Gene Ontology annotation, cellular component: endoplasmic reticulum; Golgi apparatus. Gene Ontology annotation, molecular function: protein-cysteine S-palmitoyltransferase activity. Gene Ontology annotation, biological process: peptidyl-L-cysteine S-palmitoylation; protein targeting to membrane. The coding region runs from base 1 to 915 and encodes 304 amino acids.
AUGGGCGCGGCGGCGGCGGCGGCGGCUGCAGCUGGGGGUCGAUGCCCGUGCUGCGGGAAGGGGCGGUGCCAGGCGGACCCCUGCGGGGUCCUCUGCCUGCUGCUCACCUACCUCAGCGUGGGCUACGCCGACUACGUCGUCCUGGAACAUGUCCUGCUCCAGCCGGGCUUCCGGGCUAGCCUCUGGUGUCCGUUCCACGCCGUGGCGUUCAACUUCAUUGUCGUGAUGCUGCUAGCCAGUCACACGCGGGCUGUCUUUGCUGACCCAGGCACGGUCCCACUCCCCGAAACUGCCAUUGACUUCUCUGACCUCCGGAGCAGCAGCAGCAGCACAUCCCACAAAAGUCGGAAUAAUGAGGACUGGACUGUGUGCAACCGCUGUGAGACAUACCGACCACCUCGGGCUCACCACUGCCGUGUCUGCCACCGCUGCGUGCGCCGCAUGGAUCAUCACUGCCCAUGGAUAAACAACUGUGUGGGGGAACUGAACCAGAAAUACUUCAUCCAGUUCCUCUUCUAUACAGGCUUGGCUAGCCUUUACGCCAUGGGGCUGGUCCUGACCACGUGGCUUUGGCCGGGGGACUCAGCCGAGGGAAGCGAUUCUGGCCACCCCCUCCAAACUGCCCACCGCAUCAUCUUGUUGGUUGAAUCCGUCCUGUUUGGCCUCUUCGUCACAGUCAUAUUCUACGACCAGCUGGUUUCCAUCAUCACAGACGAGACCCCGAUCGAGCAGCUGCGCAACCGACUCCGGAAGGAGCCGCAUCGAGAGGUGCCGCACACGCGGAAGCCCAAGAUCGCCCUCCUGAGAGAAGUCUUUGGCCGUGGCUUCAUGAUCUGCUGGUUCUUCCCCUGCAACUGCAGCUCUCCUUCCGCCAGCGGGCCAUCCUACAGCUACCUGCCCAACUAUGACGUGUGACUGCACUGCGCUGCUCCAGGGGAGCAUCUCCCUCGUUAUUCUGCCGUCUUUCUCUCCUGCGAAGGGCAAAGGCUCUGACCUCUUUUAGUUCCUUGCUACAGCCUGCGGAGGAGGAAGUGACAGCAGAGGCAGCAGCAGCCUUUCAUCCUGGAAGGGGGACAGUGUCCUACGAGCGUCCGGAUCCCGCUUCACUGAUGGGAAGCUUGAUAGGUCACUGGAAGGGGCCCGUAUUUGAACUCUUGGGUUGCCUGAGGAGCUCUCAGAACUAGGCUGCGGCUCCCAGGAAAGCCCCACGUGGGAAUGAGCACCCGAAGCUUCUCAAACAAAUACAGGGUCUGCAAUCGGGAGUAGGGAAAGCUGCCCCCUUCCUGCCUCUUGCUGCUCCUGCCUCUAAAGAGCAUGUUCGCCUUUGCAUCUCGACUGAAUCGGAUCCAGCUCCAUGGACAAGAACAAGGGACUGUAGGAUGCUUAGCUUCUUGCUGACUCCUCAUGGGUCGUGUGCAGGUCACAGGGUAUCUUUAGGGAACUGUGGCCACUGCCAGCGGCCACAUCCCUGCUCGCGGUCGCUUGCCCCCAGACAAGAGGCGAAGCAAGAGCUCUGAAUUUCACCGCAAGGCCUCCUUGGCCCUUUCCACUCGCUUCAGCCUCCUGAUUCACCACUUCAUGUCAGCCAGUUGGAGGGUGAUGGUGAGAAAGUGUGUGCACCGAGUUAAUAGAUUGCACAAACCAGCCCUCGGACUCCUCUUGGGGGUUUGGUUGGCUGUCGAUGUGGGAUACGGAGGCAGCUUUAUUUCUCUUGUCCCGAAGCUGACCUGGGGCCUGUACGUAGAGCAGGAAAGAGACCCUUCCACAUGUCCUCUUCAUCCAGUAUAGCUGCUGCCAGUUUGCUGUGAGCCUUCAACCGCGUUUUCUCGGUUUCUUCUUGACAGUCCAGAAAGGGAGGAGACAAAGAAGCAAGGUGCAAUGGAAGAACAUUUAUUGAUAAUCAUAGAUCCCAGUGCAUUUCGCGAGUAGCUUCAUCAGCAGAUACAACAAAACAAAAUUUAAAAAGUAAAAUGAUCGCUUUUUAAAAAAUAAACAUUUAAUUCCAAAUGUUUUUUUAAAAAAAAUAGAUCAUUUGACUUUUUCAGAACCGAAGAAGUCACUGGACCCGUCAGCUGUGUUUGUCUACCGGGGAGGCUUCUGCUGCGGUUUUGGCCCAGUAGAAGAGACAGCUCCAUGUCUUUUGUAUCGCUUCCCCUCAGGGGAUCCCUGGCUAACUUCUCACCCCUAGAAUGGCCCUCAAGGUUAUCUGGUUCAUUGCACAUCGGGUUUCCAGCUUGAGGCUGAACUGGGGCGCCUGAGCCUUCAGCAGUUGCAAAAGAGGAAGAAUUUUUCUCGGGCUCGUUUUCUCUCUUGCUUUGGUUACGGAAGAAGCUGCACUUUCUGAAAUUCUUCCUUCUGUGAGAGCUUUUAUCUCGUGUGCAAUCCUGCUCCCUUUACAGUGCAAUCCUAGGCAGAGUUACUCCUGUCUAAGUCCAUUGAAGUCAUUGGGCUUGGACUGGAGUAACUCUGCGUAGGAUUGCACUAUUCGUGUGGUUUCUGUUCUCCCCAUCCUGUGAAUAAGCCUUUGCACUGAAUCCCGUGUUACCCACUGGGUUGGAUCCUGUGGAUCUGUUCUGUUAAGGGGCGGCACUUCCCCAGCACAAGUGGGAAAGCCGGGGGCAAAGCACUACUGUUGGCAGAAUGGAUCUGGGGGUUGCAACCCUGUAUGUUCCAAUUCUCGCAGAUUCCUAGUUCUUACUCCCAUUUGACAUUAUUGGCGAGGGGGCUCCUUGAUGUGUUAACUCCCCUCAUCUUCCACGAGUGUUUUAAUAAAGCUGCUGCCCCCCCCCCAUCCAUAGAAUAAAUGAAGCCACUGGCUGUUUUAAACUGUGUACUGCAAAAUGAAAAGCAGGGAACGAUUUUUAUGGAAUUUAAUGGUGAUAAACUCCUGCCCUAAGUUCUGGGCAGACCCCCAAACUGCAAGUCCAGCAGUACUGCUUGGGGGAGGGGAGUGAAUGCUUCAGUGGUCUCCAGACAGAGCUCACAUUACCAAGUAAAUACUGCUUUUGGAAUAAAUUCAAAGGCUCUCCCCUAAGUUGUUGAGUGUUUUGGAGGCUACAGUUGCAUGCACGACAGUUUUGUUCUGUGGCAGAUGCCACGUGAGCCUUGUGUUAAGAAGUGUUCCUACACCUCAAAAGUCAGUUUUCGUUGCCUAGUAUGCGUUUAUAGUCGGUGUAGUGGAUAGUCUGGGAGACUGGGGUUCCAGAGCCCAUGCUGCCACGAAGCUUUCUACGCAACCUUGAGCCAGUCGCAUUCUUGGCCUAACCUAUCUCGCAGGGUUGUUGUUAGGAUACAGUGGAAGAACCAUGUAUGCCGUCAUGAGCUCCUUGGAGCACAGGUGGAAUAAAAAACAUACAAGGUAGCAGACAACAGACUUUUGGGCCAUUGGUUCUGGUCGCCUACAGAGCCAAGAAGGUCCCAUGGUACACGUAAUACAGCAGCUUGAACAAAAUUUCAGCUUUAAUGCUCUGUGUGUGUGUGUGUGUGUGUGUGUGUGUGUGUGUGUUUUAAUAUAUAAAAAAGCAAGGAUUGGAUCCUUCUUGCUGCAGAAAAUAAUGUAUCAGUAUUCUGAUCUUUUUCCAAAAAAGUACAGAACAGACCGCAUCCAUCAUAGUGCAGGUCUGACACUAAAGGCGAGUUUGCUUGUUACUUGGCUCAGUGAUAAACCCAGUCCUAUGCAUGUUUACUCAAAGCAACUUAGCAUAAGAAUGUGACUUUUAGAGUCCAAGUUUUAAGACCACGUCUCCUCCCCCUGCUCUCCCAGCCACCAGAUGUACUUUUGGGUCUGUUUUUCCUCGCCUGUCUCCCCUCCGCCCCAAUCAAAAUUCAGCAGUGGCACCCCCCCACCCAAAGAUGCUCAUGGUGCCAGCUUGAGAACGGUGAACCAUGGUACAUGUUUACCUCAAUCAUUCCUGUUGCGUGAUUUGCAGAGUUAUUUUAUUGGUUCUGUUAUCAGCCCGUCAGCCCCUGAGUAAGAGAGUCUGGAAUUUUGCACUGUGUCUGCUGUGUGGUUUGGUGUGGGGGGGGGUGGGAUGAGAAGUGAGGUAAACCCAUAUUUUAUGCACAGAGAAGCUGAAUUCCAUGACCUUCACAAACCCUACAAGCCAGAUCUUUCGCAGUGUAUGAAACGUACUUCUCCCCGCCUCCGUUUCCCUCGCGUUGCGUCACCUGCGGAGUGUGCCUAGCAUCAAGGGAUAAAAACUUGCAUGUGUGAACAAAUCCGCUGAUGACAACAGUGAGGAAAAUGAAUGCCUUUAAGAACUACCCUUCUCACUGCCUGCAAAAAGUAUUCGGGGGGGGGUGUCCUCUGGGUGUGCUGCUGAGGGCCCCCUCCCCCAGUUGUGGCCACCAGUGUUAAUGUUGACAACUUAAUCUGUGUGUUUGCU